Sphaeramia orbicularis (orbiculate cardinalfish) is the source of this 5437-nucleotide messenger RNA. Its product is annotated as apoptosis-stimulating of p53 protein 1-like. Gene Ontology annotation, biological process: regulation of apoptotic process. Gene Ontology annotation, cellular component: nucleus. Gene Ontology annotation, molecular function: p53 binding. The transcript is spliced from 24 exons. The record is from RefSeq and is a predicted model, not a curated record. Lineage: Eukaryota; Metazoa; Chordata; Actinopteri; Kurtiformes; Apogonidae. Bases 398 to 3706 code for a protein of 1102 amino acids.
GAUGAGCAAAAGAGGAAAACAGUGAGUUUCUGAUAAUAAAAAUAGAGCAGCUGUUUCCAGCGGCUCCACAUUUUCUCUGCGGCUCUAAAAAGCGUGCAAUGGUAGAGAGACCUUAAGAGAGAGUGUGACAGGGAAAGAGAGAGAGAGAGAGGAAGGAAGAGGGAGGGAUUGAAAGAGGAAAGUGGAGAGACCAGCAGGAGUUUGGCUUUUCUAAGCAUCUGGAUCGACAGAGAGAAAGAGGAGGAAAAACCUGGAUGUAUGUAUGGACUUUAAACUAAACUAAAAAACAGAGGAACAUACCAGGAAAGUGACUGAAAUAAGAGGGGGGAAAAAAAGGAGGUGGAGUGGAGGAGAAAGUUUUCUGGUUUUAACGGGAUCAUUGGACUGAGCAGCAGGAAUGUUACCGGUGAUCCUGACCGUUUACCUCAAUGACACCCAACAGAUGCUCACAGAGGUUCCAGUCACUCCAGCAACCAGAGUAGUCGAUGUGGUGGAAUACUGUAAAGAGGCCGGUGAGGGGGAGUGUCAUUUAGCCGAAGUAUGGAAUGGACACGAGCGAGUUCUACCACAGGAAUUGCUGUUGUUGGAUCUUCUCCAGCAGUGGGGGGCCAGGAGGCCGGAGGUCAGGUUCUACCUCAGACACUGCCCCCCCUGGACACAAGGCAGUGAGCAGCCUUUGGAGCAGAGCUGGACCACAGAAGCAACAGAGAGUGCUAAUGACAGGGUUCCCCGUGUGGAGCUGACCCUCUCUGAGCUCCAGGAAAUGGCCACAAGACAACAGCAACAAAUAGAGGCUCAGCAACAGAUGUUGGUCGCCAAGGAGCAGAGACUGAGGUAUCUGCAGCAAGGAGGCAGGUCUAACCAAGGACAGACACAGUCUGAAGCUGAAAAGUUACAGCGGCUGAAGGAGCGGGUAGAAACUCAGGAGGCGAAGCUGAAGAAGAUUCGAGCCAUGAGAGGACAAGUGGACUACAGCAAACUGAUAAAUGGAAACCUCUCUGCAGAAAUCGACCAUGUCAGCGGCCUGUUUCAAGAGAAGCAGGCAGAGCUUCAGACUGCAGUGAUCAGAGUCGACCAGUUGACUCAACAGUUAGAGGAUUUGAGAAGAGGCCGCCUUCAGCUACAUUCUUUAGCGCCACAGCAGGGUGCACCCACUGGUUCCCAGGGUGCACACAUCGGAUCCCAUGUUCCGAAAGGAUCACCUCUGUCUGGCCCUGCCGCCCUCGAGCUGAGAAAACUGUACCAGGAGCUACAGGCUCGAAACCGUCAUAACCUGGAGCAGAGCAGCAAGUUGGCUCAAAACAAGGAGCUGCUGAACAAGAGGAACGCCCAGGUGACGGUAAUGGAUCAGCGCAUCGGAGAUCUGAGAGAACGACUGCAUAAGAAGAGAGCAGAGUUGAGUCGUCUGAAUGGAGGCGGUUUGCCCUCACCUCCGACCUCUGCCCACUCUGGGGGAGGUGUUUCGGGUCGCGUGGCAGCUGUGUGUCCCUACAUCCAGGUUCCAGCUGAUGGACGACAGGAUGCGGGUUAUCCUUUACCCCCUGACCCACCACCCAAGCCUACCCCGCUCAGCCACAUCCGCUCCCUCUCAGAAGAGGAGCGAAGUGGCAUCAGGAAGUCUCCAGGCCAGUGGAAAGUGUCAGAUUUAGACAUCGUCCUGUCAGAGCCCACUGAGAAGUGGGAGGGGCCUCGGUCCCCUCAGGGGGGCGACAGUAACAACACCAAUGAAGCAUCAUGGCCUAGCAUCAGUAAGAGUGUGUCAGAUUGGAGGACCAACAGUCCAGAACAGCAACUUCCCUCUGGUUAUGGCACCUACCCCAGUGCCACGCACCAGGCAGCAGGGCAUCACUGUGUCACCAGCUCCCUGCCCCGUUCUGCCCCUGGUACCCUGGGCUGGCCUCGAUCCAGCGCUGCCAGUGCCACCUCAUCAUCCUCUUCAUCAUCCUCCUCACAACAAAUACAGCAACGCAUAUCUGUCCCUCCUACUUCUAAUCAAGGCUCUGCCACCACCACACAGCACGCUCCACUGUCGCCUCAAAUAGAGCGAACAGACCCCCCUCCAGCAGUGGCUGUACGCCCCUAUGUCCCAGACCAUCCCUCCAGGCCCCAGUCCCCCAGGAAGGGCCCUGCCACCAUGAACAGCAGCUCUAUCUACAGCAUGUACCUUCAGCAGCCCCAGGCCAAAAACUAUGGCUCUCUGAGCAAUAGGACUACAGUCAAAGCAGUCUAUGGAAAACCCAUCCUGCCCACCUCCUCCAGCUCUCCGUCCCCUGUUCCUUUCCUCCAAGGAGGAGGUGUAAAAGGAGGAGGAGCAGGAGGAGGAGGAGGAGGAGGAGGAGGAGGAGGAGGAGGAGAGGACGUUACAGAUAAAGAGGGAGGAAAAGUAGGAGGAGAGAGCAGUGAUGGACAAAAUAUCCCUCCGCCAAGUGUUGAUAACAUCCCACGUCCCCUUAGCCCCACAAAGCUCACCCCAGUUGCUCACUCCCAGCUACGUUACCAGAGUGAUGCUGAUCUUGAAGUUCUCCGUCGCCGCCUCAGCAAUGCUCCGAGACCCCUGAAGAAACGGAGCUCAAUCACCGAACCCGAGGGUCCACAAGGGCCAAACAUCCAAAAACUACUGUACCAGAGGUUCAACACUCUGGCAGGAGGUAUGGAAGGAGGCUCAGGCAACACCUUCUACCAGCCGGAGUGUCUUUUGGGCGACGUGGAUAACAUCCACUCAGCCAAUGGGAACAUAGAACCAAAUGAAAAACAUGUCAAUUUGGCGUCCGAGGAAGGGGAAGGCCAAAACUCAGAUUCCCGCCGCUUGUCACCUCCUUCAGUUGCCAUCGAAACACCAAAUGAGACCAUGGGAGAAGUUAUCAAUAAAGUUUCUCCAGUAACAAAACCAAACUCAUCUCCUCCACCUGAUAGGCCAGAGGACCAGAACAAUAACAACCAGAAGAGUUCCAGCCCCGCCCCCCAGAACUCUGUAGGCCACACCUCCCCUUCUCCUACACCUCCUGCCCCACCAUCAAAGCCUAAGGUUAAAAGAACCAACCUGAAGAAGCCGUCAUCAGAGCGUACAGGCCACGGCCUCAGAGUCAAGUUUAACCCUCUAGCUCUGCUUCUGGACGCGUCAUUAGAAGGAGAGUUUGAUCUGGUGCAGAGAAUUAUAUAUGAGGUGGAAAACCCCAGUAUGCCGAAUGAUGAAGGCAUAACUCCUCUUCACAACGCCGUCUGUGCUGGUCAUCACCACAUUGUAAAGUUCCUGCUGGACUUUGGAGUGAAUGUAAACGCAGCAGACAGUGACGGAUGGACUCCUCUUCACUGUGCAGCUUCAUGUAAUAGUGUCCACCUCUGUAAGAUGUUGGUGGAAUCAGGGGCAGCCAUAUUCGCCUCAACAAUUAGUGACGUAGAGACAGCAGCAGACAAAUGUGAAGAAAUGGAGGAAGGCUACACACAGUGUUCUCAGUUCCUCUAUGGUGUUCAGGAAAAGUUGGGUGUGAUGAACAAGGGCUUGGUCUAUGCUCUGUGGAACUACACUGCCCAGCAGUCAGAUGAGCUGUCCUUCAGUGAAGGGGAUGCCAUCACUGUGCUCCGUCGCCGUGACGACACAGAGACAGAAUGGUGGUGGGCACGUCUUAAUGACCGUGAAGGAUAUAUACCCAGAAACCUGCUGGGGCUGUAUCCAAGGAUCAAACCCAGACAACGUUCCCUGGCAUAAAGCCCAGAUCAGUAGCCACGUGCACACUUGCAGAAGGGGCAUGAACACACAGGAGAGGAGCAGCAUGUGGGAGGAGGCAUCAGAACAAAGGAUGGAGGAAGUCAGCAAACAGAAGAAGAGAGGGAGGAAAGAAAGGCGCCAAUAUGGAGCCAAAAUUCUGACGAUGCAACUGCUUUUUUUUUUUUUUUUAUUUGUUUGGAUGAAAUGCUGGAAACACACAACCAUCUCCUGGAGAAAAAUCACAAAAUAUUUCCACUGAGUUGUUGCAAAGUUAUUGGAAAUCUGCCUGAAUUUCGUUUUUAAAAAAAACUGUAGCUUGAAAACUUCACAGCUGCAUGAGAGGCGCUUAAAAAACACACACAAUCACUUGUCUUUUGGAUGCAGCUUCGAGUUCUAUCACUUUAUUUUUGUAUGUCAACAAACACACUGAUACGAAGCCCGUGAGCUGAAAAGCAGAAGCAUGUGCUUUUUUUCUCAAUGACAAUGAACUAAGUAUGAAAACACUUUCACACUUUGGGAUGUGAAGAUUUUAAAUGCAGUAAAUUUCCAAGCUUGAUCAGGUGAAAGUAUGUGUGAAAAUGAAUGUGAAGAUGGAAAGAGCAGGGUGACGAGAGCAAACAGAUAUGCAAUGUGAAAGUGUGGCAAAGCAAGUCAGCUUUUGUGAGUCCUGUGGAUGUUGAUUUGAGUAGUGAUGUAUGAGGAAAGAUGUUGGAAGUGCACCCAGGAAUGUUAACCCAACAAAUAGCAGAUGUUUACAGUAUAAUAGCGUGAUAAAGAAAGGUUUGAACUGAUAUCAGAGGAAUAUUUUGCUUCUGAUACCACAAAAUGAUACAGGAAGCAUCUGUCAGCCGUUACAGAUGUCUCAGACUAUUAGGUUUAUGUUGAGUCAGCAGAGGCGCAGGCUGCCGUAUUAACACAUGUUUAGCUUCAAACCAGUGAGAGACAGGAAAAGAGGAGGGAGGAAGGAGAACAUGAAUGUGAAUAGAUUGUUUUUAUGACAUAAAUGUGUGAAACCAAAGCACCUGGAAUAUUGUUUUAGAGGCAGAGGGGUGAGAAUUGAGGAGAAAAAUGUAAGGUCAUUUUUAUCUUUGAAAGAAACAAAACCUGUGCUAGGCUGACCCAUUUCCACACAAUAUCAUCUGGUUGUUGAAUUAACUCUACAUUUUAUGCUGCGAUUUUUUUUUUUUUUUUUUAAAUACAAAUGAACUGAACUUCAUCUUUUUGGGACAAUUCUGAGCUCAUGACAUUAUAAAAGUGACAAAAUACAAACCUGUGUAUAGAAGGUGGAUAUUACAACAUACCUGUGGGCUACAUGGUGUAAAGAGGAUAGAAGUGUUUUCAUUUUUUUACAUACAGUAUUUACAUAUUUUAUGUUAAAAGUAGUUGAAUCAGUGUAUUAUUCUCAUUAUUAUAUUUUGCUCUUUGCUUAAUUUAAAACACUGAGCUUUGUUUUUCUAUUAAUAUUAUCCAAAAAUAUCAUUAUCAAGAGACUUGUUUUCAUGUUUUGUUUUGUUUUUUAAUCUGGGCUGUGCUGCUCACUGCUGCCACCCAGUGUACAGAAAUUGUAAUUUCCUUUAACACAUGCUGUGUAAAAUAAGAAGCAAUAAGUAAGAGGUUUAAUGUGAGACUGGCACAUUAUACUGAAGAGUGUAAACCAUUAUUUUGUGUAUAUGCAACCUGUAACUAUACAGCUAAUGUACAAUAAUAAUAAAGAAAAUAUAAUCCCAGCAG